This is a messenger RNA of Pseudophryne corroboree (corroboree frog), 2047 nucleotides long. It is a transcript of the gene ACBD5, whose product is annotated as acyl-CoA binding domain containing 5. Bases 258 to 1688 code for a protein of 476 amino acids. The transcript has 14 exons. Gene Ontology annotation, cellular component: cytoplasm; peroxisome. The record is from RefSeq and is a predicted model, not a curated record. Gene Ontology annotation, biological process: fatty acid metabolic process; pexophagy. NCBI's taxonomy places the organism in Eukaryota, Metazoa, Chordata, Amphibia, Anura, Myobatrachidae. Gene Ontology annotation, molecular function: fatty-acyl-CoA binding.
GUGCAACUGUGUAUCCCCCAUAGUGUCUGUGCGCAGCUUCCUGUGCUGGGCCGCACGUCACUCCGACCUUUGUAUCCAGGAGCAGGUGACAUGACCCUGCUGAGCCCCUACAUAAACAGUCACUGUCCAGCUGCUGGAGCGGCCAGGGAGCCCUGCUAAUGCUUAUGUACUAUCCACUCACUGUGCUCAGGCAUAUAGCUGUGUCUGCAGAUUUCUGAUUUCUCUGGAUUUGUUUUUGUGGUACCCCUUUUCAUAAUAUGGCAGACACAAAACCCCUUCACCAAACAAGAUUCGAAGCCGCUGUGAGCGUUAUCCAGAGCUUGCCCAAGAAUGGCUCUUUCCAGCCAUCCAAUGAAAUGAUGCUGAAAUUCUACAGUUUUUAUAAGCAAGCAACACAAGGACCAUGUAAUAUAGCAAGGCCUGGAUUCUGGGAUCCUAUUGGUAGAUACAAAUGGGAUGCCUGGAACUCUUUGGGUGACAUGUCUAAGGAAGAGGCUAUGAUUGCUUACGUUGAUGAAAUGAAAAAAAUCCUUGAAACCAUGCCAGUGACAGAGAAAGUGGAAGAAUUGCUCCAAGUCAUGGGUCCGUUUUAUGAAAUAGUGGAAGACAAAAAACACAGGCGAGGAUCUGUUGUAACAUCAGUACGACUGGACAAAGUUACUAAGUCCUUAGAAGACCUGAGCACUGCCCUGACUUCAACCCCUAACUUUAAGGCUGUGAACGGGAAGGCAGAGAGCAGUGACAGUGGUGCGGAGUCAGAAGAGGAGGAAGCUGAGAAGCAGCAGGAGGAGGAGGAAGAUGAUAAUGACGAAGAAGAAGAUGGAGAAACGGAGCAAAGUGAACAAGAGGAAAAGGCUAUGAAUGAGGAUUCAACACCCGAGCCAUGCCUGGAUGAAGCAAUUGCCAGUGGUUUACAUAUGAACCAUAGUGAAGAUAUUUCCGACAUUCCUAAUCACAUACCCACCAAGUCUAACCUUAAUGAGACUGUAGAUGAGGUGUAUGAAAAGCAAGAAAGCCCAGAGGUUGUUGCACCGAAUGACUUGGAAGAAAAUAAAGGAGAUGAUUGCACAGAGGAUAUUGCCACAAUGCAGCACCUGACGAGUGACUCAGACAGCGAGAUUUUUUGUGACUCUAUGGAGCAAUUUGGACAAGAUGAUGUAGAUCACAGUCAGCUGAUAAAAGAAGCAAUGCUGACUGAAAUCUUAGUUGGGGGAGAAGUGAAAGAUGGUGGAGAAGACGGUAAGGCGUCUGGCCGAACACCACAAAAAGAGAAGUCUGGGAAUGGAAAGGCUGACUACAACAGGAGAGGGAGAGCAUAUCGUACAAACGCUGUAGGAGAAGGAUCCCGAGGGGGGCAGAUGGGCAGUGGUGAAGGUGGUGGAGAGGGCUGGGGGUCAGAGAGAGGACCAAGUGGCAGCCUUAAUGAGCAGAUUGCUGUUGUACUAAUGCGGUUACAGGAGGACAUGCAGAACGUCCUGCAGAGGCUGCAAACAUUGGAGGCCCUUACUGCCUCACAGACAAAUUCAAUGCUGCUGGAAUCUAAGUUGCAUCAGUCUGCUAACAAGAAAUCAUCUUGGUGGCCCUUUGAGAGAUCAUCUGGCACCUUGGCUUUUGCGAUCGUUUGGCCAUUUAUUGCACAUUGGAUAAUACAUCUAUACCAACAAAGGAAGAGAAGGAAACCCUCCUGAUUCCUCGCUGGGAAGCUGCUCUGGUUCAGAAGGCCUACCUGGGACAUCCACUAAAUCUCCGAUUGAGGAUCGCAGUGUCUGGGAUUGUUCUUCAGUUUGCUCUAGUAAAUUCCUUGCACUACGUUAAUGGUAACUAAAUAAGGACUAAUUUUACUAAAGCUUGAUACGAGAAAUAUAUGCUAAGCUGGCUGUAGUAUUAAUGCGUUCUUUUAUCACACUUAAAUUCAUUUGGAACUAAAUUAUUUUUAAAUCUAUUGAAAGCAUGUUGUAGAUCAAUAUACUGUUGUGUGAGGGAACAAGGUAGGAGAAUAUCAUGGUUGUGAUUUAAAGCAAUAAACUCUGACUGUGAUGGACAAUGA